Molecule: messenger RNA, 3233 nt
Organism: Ceratina calcarata
Lineage: Eukaryota; Metazoa; Arthropoda; Insecta; Hymenoptera; Apidae
Gene: Top3beta
Product: DNA topoisomerase 3-beta
Exons: 14
Coding region: 339-2897 (852 amino acids)
Biological process (GO): DNA repair; DNA recombination; DNA topological change
Cellular component (GO): nucleus
Molecular function (GO): DNA binding; DNA topoisomerase type I (single strand cut, ATP-independent) activity
Source: RefSeq, a predicted model, not a curated record
AUAGUCAAAGCGACUGUAGUAAAAAUAUAAAUCGCAUACAGUUAAUAACUUCAGUUUGCAUCGUUUGCAUCAUGUCAAAAAAUACGAGACGACUGUGCGUUGAUCGGUAUUUAAAUGUCGAUCAUUCUUUUAUAAACAGGAAGAAAUAGAAAGGACCUGACAGCACUUGAUAGCUAGUUUUCAAGCAAUGAUCCUAUGGUUUUGUUAAUACCUGUAAGUGGUUGACAUGUCAAGCGUGCAGCCUCGAAUAGCGAGCACCGCCGAAUGUGAUCCCGGAUCACGUUAAUUGCAGUUAGUAAUCUUCGUUGAAAGUAUUUAGUUAAGUAAAUCGUAUAAAAAUGAAGACAGCAUUGAUGGUAGCUGAGAAGCCGUCUCUGGCAGCGUCCCUUGCCAAUAUUUUAAGUAACGGCCGAUGCACUUCCAGGAAAGGUUUAAAUGGAUCGUCUUGUUCGGUAUUCGAAUGGAUAGGUCAGUUCAGGUCAGAGACAGUGAACUUUAAAAUGACCUCUGUAUUCGGUCAUGUAAUGACGUUAGACUUUAUUGGAAAGUAUAAUAAUUGGGAUAAAGUUGAUCCUGCAGAGCUAUUUUCAUGCCCAACCGAAAAAAAGGAAGCAGUUCCUAGAUUAAAAAUUCCUUACUUCUUAGGUAAAGAAGGAGGUCAUUGCGAUUAUCUAGUAUUGUGGCUAGAUUGUGAUAAAGAGGGUGAAAAUAUUUGCUUCGAAGUUAUUCAUGCUGUUCAGCAAGGAAUGAACAGAAGAUUAAACCCAAACGACAUAUGGAGAGCUAGAUUUUCUGCUAUCACAGAGAAAGAUAUUAAGGCUGCAAUGGCGAACUUGGUAAAGCCUAAUGAGAACGAGGCAAAGAGUGUCGAUGCACGGCAAGAGUUGGAUUUACGGAUCGGUUGUGCUUUCACAAGGUUCCAAACGAGAUUUUUUCAGGGCAAAUACGGUGAUUUAGAUGUAUCUUUAAUUUCUUACGGCCCUUGUCAAACGCCGACACUAGGGUUUUGCGUUCAGAGGCACGACGAGAUUCAAACAUUUAAACCAGACCCCUAUUGGAUCCUACAGGUGACGAUCAAGUCUUCCGAUGGUCAAGACGUUAUUUUAAGCUGGAGCCGCGUACGAUCGUUUGACAAGGAGAUAGCAAACAUGUUUUUAAGCCAUGUCAAAGAGUACGAUCAAGCAACAGUAUUAAGCGUGGAAAGCUCAGAGAAGACAAAGUCUCGGCCCAUAGCUUUAAACACGGUAGAAUUGAUGAGAGUAGCGAGUUCAGGUUUAGGGAUGGGUCCUCACCACGCGAUACAAAUCGCCGAGCGUCUUUAUACCCAAGGAUAUAUAAGCUAUCCGCGAACCGAAACGACGCUAUACCCAGAGAACUUCGAUUUACUUGCAGUGUUGAAACAACAGCAAAAUCAUUCCGAUUGGGGAGAUCAAGUUCGUAAAAUAUUAGCCGUCGGUAUUAAUAGGCCAAAGAAAGGAAUGAACGUCGGUGACCAUCCUCCUAUCACUCCCAUGAAACAUGCUACGCGGAACGAACUCGACGGCGAUGCGUGGAAACUGUACGAUUACAUAACUCGACAUUUCAUCGCCACGUUGGCUAGCGAUUGCAAAUAUCUGAGUACAACCGUUAAAUUCGAGAUAGGAAUGGAAACGUUCACAACGAACGGUCACAGUUUACUCGACCCAGGGUACACCAGCAUACUCACAUGGCAGCAGCUUGGUAGCAACGAUACUUUGCCUAGAUUUACCCCAGGCGAGAAAGUCAACGUACAGGAGGUAAAGUUAGUCGAGUGUUAUACGCAGCCUCCAGACUACUUGACAGAAGCUGAGUUAAUAUCUCUUAUGGAGAAACACGGUAUCGGAACUGACGCGUCUAUUCCCGUACACAUAAACAACAUAUGUAUGCGAAAUUAUGUGAAUGUGGCAGCUGGUAGAAAAUUGGUUCCUACUUCCCUGGGAAUCGUCUUAGUUCACGGUUAUCAAAAGAUAGAUCCGGAGUUAGUUUUGCCAACAAUGAGAUCCGCGGUGGAAGAACAAUUGAAUCUGAUAGCUCUGGGACGAGCUGACUUUCAUGCGGUGUUGCAGCAUACGGUUGAGAUUUUUAAACAGAAGUUCCAUUACUUCGUAAAAAGUAUAGAGGCGAUGGAUCAGUUGUUCGAAGUUUCAUUUUCACCUCUUUCCGCGUCAGGGAAGGCACACUCUAGGUGUGGCAAGUGCCGACGCUAUAUGAAGUACAUACAAACGAAACCGUCAAGGAUGCACUGCGCGCAUUGCAACGAAACGUACAACCUCCCGCAAAAUGGCAACAUUCGGAUUUACAAAGAGCUGAAGUGUCCACUAGACGAUUUCGAAUUGCUUUCGUGGUCCACCGGAGCUCGGGGAAAAAGCUACACGUUCUGUCCGUACUGUUACAACAAUCCUCCGUUCAGAGAUAUGAAAAAAGGGAUGAGUGGCUGCAAUUCCUGUACCCACCCGACCUGCCCGCACGCCAUGAACUCGAACGGUUUAUCGAGCUGCUUAGAGUGCAAUGGUGGUAUACUCGUCCUGGAUCCUUCGUCUGCGCCUAAAUGGAAGCUUGGAUGCAAUCGUUGCGACGUUAUUUUGCAUUUAUUCGAGAACGCUCAUAAAGUAGCGGUUGAUACCACCGUGUGCGACUGCGGGGCUCAGUUGGUCACCGUCGAGUACAAACAGGAGAAGACUAAAUUCCCUGACGAAGCCACGCAAAUGACCGGCUGCAUUUUUUGCACGCCGGUCUUCAUGGAGCUCGUAGAGAAGCAUCGUGCCGUCGCCUCGAAACCGGUCACGACCCGUAGCCGUGCCCACGCGAAAGGUCGCAGCCGGGGCAAACCUCGUCCAUCGAAAGACAAGAUGGCACAAUUGGCCGCGUAUUUUGUAUAAAACAAUUUUGUUUGUAAAUGAACUACAUAGAUGUUACCGUAUCCCCUUCCCGUUCGCUCUCCUACACGUUCUCCGCUGUGCAGUCUCGAAAAUAAAUCAUAAUUCGUAAUAAUAUUCGCUACCUCAACGAUUCAUUAAACUAUUUUUUAUGCUCGAUAUUUUUUUUAAUCUAAAAAUAGUUUUUAAGUACUUUUUAUAGUAUGUGUUUCUUGGGGGAUUAUAAUUAUUUGUGGAGAAACUUUCGGUAAAGUAAUGAGGAUUGUAAAAGAAAUAGAAAGUGCGCGUAGAAUACAAUGUAUGUAAGAAGGUAUCGAAUAAUAAAACUCAGGUUUCACA